AUGGAGAAUUUGACUUCCAGUGUUUCCAGCUUAGCUCUGGGUGACUCUGAAUCCUCAAAAAUUCCUUUAUCAACCUCUAAAAAAUACAAACGACCAAAUCGCGCAUACCACACAUUCGAAUCAAGCGGUUCUGGCGGAGCCACUUCACUUCCUCAAUUAGAGUCCCCAGCUGGGAUUCACCCCACUAAGCUUGGAGGAUCUCAGCCCCAAUUGUUUGGAGCCUCGAAUGAAAAUUUUGUAUCUCAAGAGGCGGCAUUAUCUAUGCAAGACCAACAAAGAAUAACCUCGCACUACGUCUCAACACAACGAUUGGAAGACCAACAGCAAUAUUUGAAAAGAUCUUUUUUAACCUCACAGGACUCAGUUCCUCCUUUAGCCACUACUCAAUUUUAUUGUGUUGAUCAGGGCUCAAGCGAUCCUCGUCAAAUGUGUUUGACAAUGUAUAAUAUUCCCAAGAAUGAGCAACUUAGAUCGGCGACUAAGUUACCCAUGGGCGCCGUGCUACAACCUUUUACUGAUUCUACCCCAAAUGCUAUCGUGGACCUCAUUGAUACCUCUACGACAAAUGGCCCGUUGCGUUGCAGGCGCUGCAAAGCAUACGUAAAUCCUGCCUUCUCAUUCACUUUUGAUUCGAACGCAGUUUGCAAUUUCUGUCAGAUAAGCACUCCACUAGAUGAAAAUCACUAUGCUCCUUUGAAUCCUAAUGGGCUUAGAUCCGAUUUCGAUCAACGACCUGAUCUCUUGAAGGGGACCGUCGAAUUUCGGGUGCCUGAGAAGUACAAUCCUGUCAAAGGUAUACCAAAUGUUCCCUUGCAUUAUGUGUUUUUAAUUGAUAUCUCGACAUUGGCAAAUGAAAACAAAAGUUCCUUGGCCACAAUUGAAGGUGUAAGAACUUGUAUUGAGUACAUCUGCACAAAUCAACCUAACUGUAAGAUUGCUAUUAUUGCGUAUGACAAGCAUAUCCGUUUCUUUAAUUUGAGGCCAGAACUGAUGCAGGCCCAGGAAUAUAUCGUAAGCGAACUUCAUGACGUUUUCUUACCAAUUUACAACGGGCUAUUCGUAACGCCUGCGGAUUCGAUGCAUGUUAUUCAAGACACUUUGUGCAAACUGACAGCUUAUAUUGAGGAUGGAAAGUUCUCCCACUGUUUUGAGGCGUGUUACGGUUCUGCUUUGGAUGCCGCAAGAAUUGCGUUGGAUACCGUGACUGCAGGACAGGGUGGUAAAAUUAUUGCUACCCUUAGUACUAAGCCUACUAUCGGUGUAGGUAAUUUAAGUGUCAAGACAGACAAUGCGCUAAAGAAAACAUUAAAUUGUGAUAACGAUUUUUACAAAAAAAUUGGAAAAGAGCUAUUAAACUCUUCAGUCUCUGUUGAUUUGUUUUGUACAAGCUCUGCAUUUGUGGAUAUGACAUCUGUUGGCCACCCAACAUUAGUGUCUUCGGGCUAUUUAAAGUAUUAUCCAAAUUUUCACAUUGAUAAAGACGAGUUCACAUUAGUAAACGAUAUGCUACACAGCGUGUCCAACUGCAUAGGAUACAACGCUCAGUUGAAAGUACGCUGUUCAGCUGGCCUGUCGAUUUACAACUAUUAUUCGGCAUCUAAUGGGUAUUCGGAUCGGGAGCCAAGAAUUCCCGUACUUCACAAAGAUUUUACAAUGAACGUCCUGUUCAAGUAUACGGAACAACUACCUGUCUCUAAAAAUAUUCAUUUUCAGGCAGCUCUUCUAUAUACUGAUAUUGAUGGUGUGAGAAAGGUGCGUACGCUCAAUGUCUCUGGUGCAGCCAAUGAUAGUAUUCACGAAGUUUUCAAAUUUGUAAAUCAAGACGCAGUUGUCAGCAUUAUAAUUCAAGAUGUCAUCUCAACUUUGGGCAAUUGCAAUUUCGUGAAUAUACGCAAGCUGAUUGACGAUAAGUUGAGCGAUAUCCUGACACAAUACCGAGCUCUAGUCUCAGGCUCUUCUUCUUCUCAGUUGGUGCUCCCUGAUUCCCUAAAGACGUUACCUGCAUAUUUGUUAGCUUUUGAAAAGACUGAAAUGAUGAAAAACAACAACAAGUCCACACAAGGCAAUUCUCGUGUCAGCGAUUUUUUUCUCUAUCACAACUUCAACAUUACCCAAAUUAUGUUCAAACUCUACCCUCAAAUUUUGCCCCUCCAUGAGCUGCUCGGUGAAACUGAUUUCAUGUUUUAUGACGAAAACGAUGAGCUAUUGCAAACUGACUCUGUUUCAAAUCUCUCGGUUCGCGCCACUCGUAGCGCUCUCAUCGACGGUGGUUGUUACUUGAUCUUUGAUGGCCAAACAGUAUAUUUGUGGUUCAAUGAAAAUACGAAUCAAUUUCUGCUGCGUGACCUCUUAGGAGUGGAACCAGACACUACUAAAUUCGAUGCUAUCACGUUAUUUGGAGGCUCACUCCCGGAGGCCGAUACAGAGAUUAACAUGAAAGCGCGCAAUUUAAUCAAGAACUGGCGCCAACUCGUGGGUCGUUCGUACGUUCCCGUUAUUCCACUAAGACCUCAUGUUGACUCAUAUUACGCCCAUGUCAUGGGAGCUGUUCUGUGUGAGGACAAGAGUAUUGAGAUGAUCGAGAGCUAUGAGAACUACCUUGUUUCAAUACAUCGGACCAUCAAAGAGAAACUGAAGAACGAAGACUUCGUUAAGUUGAACAAUUCUAAGGAUCACGAACACUUCUCCCAGAAAUUUAUACAGUUUUAG
Molecule: messenger RNA, 2709 nt
Organism: Lachancea fermentati
Lineage: Eukaryota; Fungi; Ascomycota; Saccharomycetes; Saccharomycetales; Saccharomycetaceae
Source: the annotation of a GenBank genome assembly